CCUUACUCUUCUCCCGCUUAUAAAAACAGGCACUCCUACCUCUUUGCUCAUCAACCCUUGACUUGAGUCUUUAUCUCUUCAUUUCCUUUGUCAGCCUUCUCAGUAUAAGCUUUUUUCUCAUUCAACUUAGAAACGUCGUCUCUUGUGCCUCUGGAGAACUUGCACUAGAGCAUUCCCUGCUUUCAUCGCUGAAACUUCCCUAACAACCAGUCUCAGUAAUGGCAUCUAGCUCAAUAUCCUCUCGUGGCUCUUGGACUGCCAAACAAAACAAAGCCUUUGAGAAGGCUCUAGCAGUCUAUGACCAGGACACCCCCGACCGUUGGUACAAUGUUGCUAAGGCCGUCGGGGGUAAAACCCCGGAGGAAGUGAAAAGGCACUAUGAACUCCUUGUGGAGGAUGUCAAGCAUAUUGAGUCAGGCCAAGUGCCCUUCCCAAACUACAGGACAACUGGAGGGAGUGGCCAAGGCAACACAAACGAUGAAGAAAAGAGGAUGAGAAACCUCAAGCUUCAGUGAAAAGACUGAACCCAAUCAGUCAGUCCCCCCUUUUAUUAGCAAGAAUAAAGAACAUAAUUUAAAGCUUUCAUGUCUAAAAAUGUACCCUUAUUCUACGUGCAUGUUAAGAAUCACCAAUGGUGUUUCUUACUAUAUAAUCUAGUUGAUUUACAGUUCCUGUUGUAAGAGUUUCCUAAUGGAAAUUAUAAUUUUAUGAGUCAA
Messenger RNA from Humulus lupulus (European hop), 716 nucleotides. RefSeq names its product protein RADIALIS-like 1. The transcript is spliced from 2 exons. The coding region runs from base 219 to 515 and encodes 98 amino acids. NCBI's taxonomy places the organism in Eukaryota, Viridiplantae, Streptophyta, Magnoliopsida, Rosales, Cannabaceae. The record is from RefSeq and is a predicted model, not a curated record. Gene Ontology annotation, molecular function: DNA-binding transcription factor activity.